AUGUACAUGACCACAACUACAGCAAAUUUUGAUUUUGACCGACCUUCUACUCAAAAAAUCAGUUUUUCUGCUCAGAAAGCACUACACUCAAUGACAGCAUUCAACAUGACUCAGGAACCUACUUUCAAUGAGUUGUGUCUCUAUCACUUUAGGCAAUUCAUACCCUAUUUGAUAAUAUUUCUAUACCCCAUUGUCAUACUAUACAAGUUCAGAAGGGUCGAAGACUUGGCGGCAUAUGAAUCUGAACCAGAAUCAGAAUCAACCGAAUCAAUGGAUGAAGAGCAGUGGGUUGAUGACGACGACCAGUUUCAAUAUGUGCAUAACGAGCGUGUUAGACAGGAGACGGUUGAUAAACUGGCGGAUAUGAAGAGAGUUUCAGAUUUAUACUAUAAAUCUCCUGAGCAAAAGAGAGCCGAGGAACAGCAGGAAGAACUUGAGCGGUUGAUAACGGAGGAGCCUGAUUCAGAAGAUGGCGGUAUUGGAGAUAGAGUUAGACAGAGACGGAGUCCUUCUGCGAAGAGUCAUGAAAAUGUUGAAGGGGCGCCGGGGGCUAGGAAGAGGGGGAGGCCUGCUAAGAAUUAA
Molecule: messenger RNA, 582 nt
Organism: Orbilia oligospora ATCC 24927
Lineage: Eukaryota; Fungi; Ascomycota; Orbiliomycetes; Orbiliales; Orbiliaceae
Exons: 1
Coding region: 1-582 (193 amino acids)
Source: RefSeq, a predicted model, not a curated record